Molecule: messenger RNA, 1853 nt
Organism: Anthonomus grandis grandis
Lineage: Eukaryota; Metazoa; Arthropoda; Insecta; Coleoptera; Curculionidae
Product: putative fatty acyl-CoA reductase CG5065
Exons: 8
Coding region: 187-1755 (522 amino acids)
Biological process (GO): long-chain fatty-acyl-CoA metabolic process
Cellular component (GO): peroxisome
Molecular function (GO): alcohol-forming very long-chain fatty acyl-CoA reductase (NADP+) activity
Source: RefSeq, a predicted model, not a curated record
UAGAUUAAAUGGCACCACAACAUCACCAGUCCUUCGUGGUGGUUCUUGUACGGUGUUUAGUUGAAUUUUCGUGGUCGCAAAUACGUUAAAAUUGCGCGUGUAUUGUCUUAUUCUAAAGAUCACUUUUACUUUUGUUGGGUGCAGGAGAUUUAAUUUGAACGUAGCCAGCGACCUGAUUAGUAAACUAUGACGACCUCCACAGACAUACCAAAAUGGUAUGCUGGCCAACAUAUUUUCGUCACAGGAGCCACCGGUUUUAUGGGCAAAGUGUUGGUAGAAAAGCUACUGCGCUCCUGUCCAGGUGUUUCGACCAUUUACAUCAUCAUUAGGCACAAGAAAGGUCGGACCACUGCUCAGAGAUUGGAAGAUUUUCUAAAUAGUCCCGUGUUUGAUAAGCUUAGGGAUAAGCCAAAUGGUGAAGAAAUCUUGGGUAAACUAAAAUGUCUUACUGGUGAUGUCACUUAUCCAAACCUCAACCUAUCCGAAGCAGACCAGAAAGAGCUGGAAGAUAAUGUUACAACAGUAUUUCAUAUGGCAGCUAAUGUACGAUUUGAUCAACCACUUAAAAGUGCCGUUUUAUUAAAUACCGGUGGUACUCUAAACGUACUGGACCUGGCAUGCAAAUUUAAAAAACUCAAAGUGUUCAUCCACACAUCCACUUCUUAUUGCCAUUGCGACCAAACCAAACUAGAAGAGAAGCAAUAUCCAGCUCCACAUAAUCCACGGCAUAUCCUAGAGCUGGUAAAAUGGAUGGACGGAGACUUACUAAAGAUGCUUACCCCAAAGUUGUUAGGCAACUCACCAAAUACUUAUGCUUAUACCAAAUGUUUAACUGAGGAGCUGGUGUCUGAAUAUCAGGAUAGAUUACCUAUCGCCAUUUGCAGACCAUCUAUUGUAAUAGCUGCUUGGAAAGAGCCAAUACCUGGUUGGGUGGAUAACCUUAACGGACCAACAGGAAUUUUGGUGGGAGCAGGAAAGGGUGUCAUCAGAACCAUGCACUGUAAUGGUGAAUUCAUUGCUGACGUUGUCCCCGUUGAUAUCAGUGUGAACAGUUUGAUUUUGGUUGCCUGGAAAAUUGGAACCGAACCAAAGAAAGACAAAGCGGACGUUUAUCACGUGACUGUAAAUACUAGGUACGCUCUUAGUUGGAAGGAAGCCUUGGAGAUGGGCAGGAAGCAUUUCUACGAUUAUCCUUUUAGUGUUUGUUUAUGGUAUCCUGGAGGGAAUAUUAAGUCUACAUACCUCGCGCAUGCUAUUACAGCAUUCUUUUUGCACUUGGUGCCCGCCUAUGCAGUUGAUUUUAUUAUGUAUCUCACCAAUAAUAAGCCUUUCUUAGUGCAAACCCAGAAGCGUAUCCAGAACGGCUUAAGCGUCCUGCAGUACUACACAACAAGACCAUGGUACUUUUCUAACGAAAAGCUCUAUAGGAUUUAUGACACUUUAAGUGCAAAGGACCAAGAUAGUUUUUAUCUGGAUCAAGGCCAGGUAAUGAAUGACGAGUAUAUGAAGAGUUAUAUCUUGGGUGCUAGGAAGUAUUGCGUCCAUGAGGAACCAGAGACUAUUCCAUAUGCUCGAAGAGUACUUAAGAGAUUAUACUACUUAGACAUCUUCAAAAAUAUCCUUCUAGCUUUAAUCCUUAUGUGGUGCUUUUACUUGCUAGUUACCGGCCUAUCAGAUAGAACAACUGGUUCAGGAUCUCUGUUCAACUCAACAAAACCCAGAGACGCUUUAAGUUAUGUAAAAUUCAGUCCAUAACACGAAAUAUCCAUUCAUCAUAGUUAUUUAUUUAAUUAGUUUUAAAAUUAUUCAAUAUCUUAUAAGUUAAGUGCCAAUAAAAUAAUCACUUUUAUAAA